Molecule: messenger RNA, 2862 nt
Organism: Meloidogyne enterolobii
Lineage: Eukaryota; Metazoa; Nematoda; Chromadorea; Rhabditida; Meloidogynidae
Source: the annotation of a GenBank genome assembly
AUGUUAGAUUUUCUUCUUGUUAAGGACCUAGGUUUGAUCCCCUUUUGUAAACAAAUGGACCUUCCUCCAGACAAAAUGCGAACUCUGAGAAAUUGCGAUCUUAAGAAGAAAUGGGAUUUAGUCUGUGACCAGAGAAAAUUUUCUGUCGAUCAUUCUGUGCCAGAUCCGAGUAUUUAUUUGGAAAAAUUGAAAAUCUAUAUGGAUAGGAAGACUUUGAAAAAGAAGAAAAAAUAUCUCUCUGGCGAGUCUUCAACAACGCUCCUAAAACAUAUUGAGAUCUCACUCAGAACAAACACAAUUGACUGGGUGAUGGUCUUCGUGUUUUGGUUGACUACAUUUCUUUUUUGCAAGAUUCUCUUUUUGCUAAAUUCUUCUGAAGAAAAUGGAAUUGUUCCUUCUUCAUCAAAUCCAGACCUUUCCUUUUCUCAAACAGCAGUUAAUAUUCAAUUUAUCAAUUCUUCAACUAAUGUAUCUUCUGGAGGAGGACAACAACAGCAAGGAGGAGGGGGAGGGACUCAUAAUCAGUUUGGUACAAGCGGAGGUUCUUCUACUUGUUCUUUACAAACAAAUUUAAAUAAUAAUACUAAUACAACAAUGAAUUCUUCGAUUUAUUCAAAUAAUAAAGAUGAUUUGUCUUUUACUUCUGGAAAAUUAAAAAAUUCACACAAUUCUCGUAAACUUUAUUCAUCAAGUAAAGGUAUUGACCAUAUUGAUGAUGAUAUACAUGUUGGAAUUUGUUGUUUACGUGCUUUGUUGAAUAAUAAAUUUGGAGUUGUUGCUGUAUUUUCAAAUCGUCAGGCAAUUUAUUGUAUUGUUCGAGCUAUUUUACAUCCGUCUUUCAAAACAAAAGCUUUGGUGCUAGAUAUGUUGUCUGCGAUUGUCACUUUAACAGAUGGACAUGAACUUGUACUUGGUGCUUUUAAUAAAUUUAGAAGUGCUUACAAUGAGAUUUUUCGCUUCCAAACAUUAGUUCGGUGCUUUAAAUGUCCUGGUGUAAAUGUUGAUUUUCUUGCAUCCUGCAUUAAGUUUAUUAAUGUAAUGGUCCAUUCAAGUAGUGAUAUGAAUCAACGAGUAGCUUUACAAUAUGAAUUUACUAUUUUUGGGUUGGAUAGACAUCUCGAGCAACUUUCCUCAGAAUAUUCCGAAUCAGAAUUUCUUUUAAAUCACAUAAAUCUUUAUUGGAAUAAUUGCAUUGAUGUUGAUUUAUUACAUGAUAAGUCAAUUAAAUGUGAUGAACUUGAAGGUGAUAUUCAGGCACUACAGGCAAACAAUUCUCGUCAAAAAGAAGAAUUUCAACAACUACAGGCUGAUUGUUAUGUCCAAAUAGCCCAAUUAAAUGCUCAACUUAAAAAAUUGGUAGAGGAUAAAUUGGAAUUGGAAAGACAGAAAGUUAAUCGAGAUAUGCAUAUUUCUACACUUACAAAAGAUUGGCGUGAAAAGGAAACAAAAUUUGAAAAUGAAAAGGGAGAAUUGGAGAGAAGAAUUACAAUGUUGGAACAGACAAAGAGGGAAAUACAACAAAGCCUAAAGAUAUCACAGCAGGCAGCAGCACAACAAGCAGCUUCUGUUGCUACAGUUACUGCAGUUGUAACACAGUCUUCACCUGCUGCACUUGCUUCAACUAAUGAUAAUAUUGCUACUUCAACUAAUAAUGUUUCUGGCGCUUUAUCAAAACAGACACUUGGUGGCGAACAAGCUAAAAAAGCAGCAUUAACAACAUCUCUGCCGGUUCCAACACCCCCUCCUCCCCCACCUCCUGCACCUCCACCCCCUCCAACAAAUCUUCUACUCAAGAAAGAAACUUCAUCAAUAAAACCAUCAAAUGGAGGACCACCACCACCUCCUCCACCACCCCCACCUCCAUCACUUAAAUUACCACCAAAAAUAAUAGCUCCGCCUCCUCCCGGACUUUUAUCUAAAGCAAAUCAACAAAAUUUAGCUUUGGCUAAUGAUGGACCUCAAAAACGUGUUGUGACUAUUAAGAGCAAAUUACCAAUGCUUAAUUGGUCUGCUUUAAACCCAAAUCAAGUGAAGGGAACUAUUUUUAAUGAACUUGAUGAUGAAAAACUUGUUGAUGUUUUGGACCUCUCUAGUUUGGAAGAACUCUUUUGCGUUGAUGGCCCACCCUCUGGCAACAAGAUAACAGAAAAACAAUCGAAGGAAGACUUGGUUUCUGGCGGGCAAUUAUCCCCUCCAAGUUCGGCAUCUAGUAGUAUAGGUGUUGGUGUAUUGAAUGGAGGGAAUACAAAAACUUUGUUGGGCACUAAAAGACUUCAAAAUAUUGCUAUUAUACGUCGAAAGCUUGGCAAGUCAAUAAUGGAAAUUAUGUCGGGUGUUCAUCGUUUUGAUUUGUCUGUUCUAAGUCCGGAUCAAGUUGAAAUUUUGUUACCUAUAGUACCCACGCAAGAUGAAUGUACAAAAUUAAAAGAAUAUGCUUCUUCAAAUCAAAAUUCUUCAAAUUUAAAUAAUCCUUGGGAAUUAUUGACUGCUGAAGAUCAAUUUUUGGCUCAAUUAAUGGGAAUUGAAAGAUUAUCUCAAAAACUUUUGAUUAUGAAAUUUAUGGGAGAUUUUAAUGAUAGCGUUCGUCUACUCAUUCCUCAAAUCCAAAAGGUUACAGCAGCAGCUAAAUCUGUACAUAAUUCAAAAAAAUUUCCAAAAAUUAUUGAAAUUAUUUUGGCUAUUGGAAAUGCAAUGAAUGGACAGAGAAGAGCGCCUGUUUAUGGUUUUAGGCUUUCUAGUUUGGAUGCUUUGAGUAUCCUUAAAAGUCCAAAAGAUCGAAAUGUUACAUUAUUGCAUUGUAUUGUUGAAUUAAAAUUAGUCAAUUCUACAUACCUUCAUAAAAAUUCCUCAAGCCUUUAUUAA